Molecule: messenger RNA, 363 nt
Organism: Prorocentrum cordatum
Lineage: Eukaryota; Dinophyceae; Prorocentrales; Prorocentraceae
Source: the annotation of a GenBank genome assembly
AUGGUUUCGCUCGCGAACGGCGUGGCCUCGGGCACGCCCGCGUUGCGGAAUUUGCGGGUGAUCGCGGUGUUGGGAACACGUCCGCUGCCCACGCGUCUCUUCGUCAGGGGCCUCGAGUCUAGUAGCCACGUGGAGCUCGGCAGCCUCUCGUCGACCCUGACCGAGUCUUUCAAGGAGUGCGAGCUGCAGCCAAGUGUUCGGCCGCUGCCGCCUGGACAUAAUGGAAAGCCAAGGUUCCGCGUGACAUUCAGCUUGGUAACCUUGCCGACGGUGACAAGUGCUACAUUUAUGCACGGAAUUGUUUCUGAGGUGUUCGCUCUGUUGUCAAGCUUCUACGUGCUAAUUCUCGCGGACGUCGUGUGA